Molecule: messenger RNA, 1077 nt
Organism: Vanrija pseudolonga
Lineage: Eukaryota; Fungi; Basidiomycota; Tremellomycetes; Trichosporonales; Trichosporonaceae
Exons: 3
Coding region: 1-1077 (358 amino acids)
Source: RefSeq, a predicted model, not a curated record
AUGGUCACUUGCUUCCAGGUGCCGGUGACCUCCACAUACACUGUUAGCCAGUGGAAACACGCCUGGACCCGACUUGCCAGCGAGCAGGCCAUUGUCCGAACGCAGUACGUCGAUAACGCCCUCGAAACGACCUCGUGGCCGCUCGGCGUGCCCGACAAGUACACCGAGCGGUCAUUCACCGACAUCCCGAUCGAGGACGACUGGACGGUGCAGGACGGCAUCGACCUGUGCAUGGAAUGGAGCGACUUUAGCCGCGUCCAACUCGCCGUUUUCCAUCACGACGCCGCAGCGCGCUACAUCAUGAUCACGAACACGCACGUCUUGGCCGAUGCCGGUGCUGUGUUUAGGCUCGCAGCGAGGCUGGCAUGGCACGCAGGCAAUGACUCUGAGGAGUGUCCCACCCACGGCCUCAACAUCACACCCCUCCAGGAGACCUCCACGCCAUCGCCAUGGCGCAACGCCCACCUAUUCUCCCAGACAGCAACCGACACCAUUCUCACACACUGUCGCGACUCGGGCUUCACCCUCACGUCAUGGGUGUAUGCCGCAGCAUGCCACGCUGUUCUCGCCGCGAACCCGCCCGCGACCUGGCCAGUCGCCUUCUCCUCCCCGGUCCAGCCCGUGUCCAAGCUUUCUGCUUCCACUCGACACCCAGUAGGCCAAGCAGCCUCCUCCAUGGCCGCACUUCCGCUUGCCUGGAGUGUGGAGAGGACGGACGCGGUGGCGGACACUGCGAGGCGCAUCCUCGCCGAGCUCAAAUGGGUCUCUGCCGCUUCUGUAGCCUCGCAAGAGUCGUACAUCUCCACCAUGCUCCGGGUGUACCAGGCCCAGCGCAACGCAAAGAGCACCAUUGCAUUCCCGACUGUCAACUCGCUCGGCAACCUGUCUCCAUUGCUGGAUGCGUACACUGGCGUCCAGGUGGCCACGCGCAACAAUCUGCCGACUCUCGGCGUGCACGCGUACACCCUGGGUGGGUGCCUCAACCUCAGCAUGGCAUGGUGUUCCUCUCGAUUCGAGUCGGAAGAGAUUGAGAAGUUUUGGACGACGUUUCUACGUUUGGUCGUGGAGAUAAAGUGA